AUGGGAUUCCUCUACUCUCAACUUUUCGUCAGACCAGCUUAUCCGAAAAAGUCUUUCGCGGGGGAGACCGUCAUUGUGACGGGAAGCAACACCGGCCUCGGAAAGGAAGCAGCCCGACAUAUCGCUCGACUGGGCGCCUCGAAGCUGAUCCUCGCCGUGCGAAACACCAAGGCGGGCGAGGCGGCAAAGCAGGAUAUCGAACAGACCACGAAAUGCAGCCCCGACGUGAUUGAGGUCUGGGAACUCGACCUCGCCUCAUACGCCUCCGUGAAAGCUUUCGCCAGCCGCGCGUCGAAACUCCCUCGUCUCGACGUACUGCUUGAGAACGCCGGCAUCGCCAGCCAGAAAUACAGCGGGGCCGAGGGACACGAACGCACCAUCACCGUCAACGUCAUCAGCACGUUUCUCCUGGCUUUGCUCUUGCUGCCGAAACUCAAGUCCACCGCCAAAGAAUUCAAAGUAAAUCCGCGUCUCGUCAUCGUGUCCAGCGAAGUGCACGCCUGGUCCAAAUUCGCGGAACGGAACGCGCCCCGGAUCUUUGAGGCACUGGACGACGAGAAGCAGGCCAACAUGGGCGACCGCUACCAAACCAGCAAACUGCUGGAGGUGCUCACCGUUCGCCAGAUCGCGCCCAAGCUCGCCGGGUCGGGGGUCAUCUUGAACAUUCUCAAUCCGGGACUGUGCCACUCGGAGCUCAGCCGCGAAGGGUCGUGGGUGUUAGAGGUCAUGAAAUUCUUCUUGGCCCGCUCGACCGAGGUGGGAAGUCGGACCUUGGUGGCGGGCGCCGAGGCCGGCAUGGAGUCGCAUGGCAAGUACAUGACGGAUGGCAAGGUCGACGACGGCGCGCUGUCAUCGUUCGUGAGGAGCAAGGACGGCGAAGCGACCGGCAAGAAGGUGUGGAGUGAGCUGAGCGGGAUUCUGGAAAAGAUUCAUCCGGGAAUCACACAAAACGUCUGA
Fonsecaea erecta is the source of this 957-nucleotide messenger RNA. RefSeq lists its product as hypothetical. The transcript has a single exon. The coding region runs from base 1 to 957 and encodes 318 amino acids. The record is from RefSeq and is a predicted model, not a curated record. Lineage: Eukaryota; Fungi; Ascomycota; Eurotiomycetes; Chaetothyriales; Herpotrichiellaceae.